This is a messenger RNA of Coregonus sp. 'balchen', 44150 nucleotides long. The record is from the annotation of a GenBank genome assembly. Lineage: Eukaryota; Metazoa; Chordata; Actinopteri; Salmoniformes; Salmonidae.
CCCGGGGCCCCAGGAUUAAAGGUAAUAUGUUACUGUGUGUGUGUGCUAACAUUAUGACAUUGGGCUAUUUGAGGUCAAUGGAAGGUGGCUCAGCUGUGCUGUAACUGUUGACCUUUUCUGUAGGGUCAAGAGGGACGUAGCUCUAGUAUCCCUGGCCCUCGGGGUGCAAAGGUAAAGAAACUCCUUCAUUCUAACUCAUCAUUUUGCUCCAUUCAUCCUAUGUAUAACUCUCCUACAUCUCCUAGUCCUCAGAUCUCCAUUAUCUGAAUCUCUCAAUUGGAAUACUUGAAAUCAUGCUUACGUUUAAUGCUUGAUUUAUAUCUCACAUAUGUUUCUCUUAUGCUAAAACUCAUACCCAUACAUAUCAUUUCUACCUAUACAGAAUCCAGUUACUUCAGUAAAAGGCCUUUUAAAUGGUGGCACUGAAUGGCUUUUAGAGUAGGCUAUGUUUUGUAGUUAUUAAGACAUGGCCACCUCUGCACUGCCACUGUGUGGCCAGUCUGUGGAGCUGCAGUUGAAAUAUGAAGGCGAGAACUCAUUCAAGGGUUUUUCUUUAUUUUUACUAUUUUCUACAUUGUAGAUUAAUAAUGAAGUCAUCAAAACUAUAAAUAACACACAUGGAAUCAUGUAGUAACCAAACAAAUCACAAUAUAUUUUAGAUUCUUCAAAGUAGCCACCCUUUGCUUUGAUGACAGCUUUGCACACUCUUGGCAUUCUCUCAACCAGCUUCAUGAGGAAUGAUUCCCACAUAUGCUGAGCACUUGUUGGCUGCUUUUCCUCCACUCCGCGGUCCAACUCAUCCCAAACCAUCUCAAUUGGGUUGUGGUUGGGUGAUUGUGGAGGCCAGGUCAUCUGAUGCAGCACUCCAUCACUCUCCUUCUUGGUCAAAUAGCCCUUACACAGCCUGGAGGUGUGUUUUGGGUCAUUGUCCUGUUUGAAAACAAAUGAUCGUCCCACAAAGCGCAAACCAGGUGGGAUGGCGUAUCGCUGCAGAAUGCUGUGGUAGCGAUGCUGGUUAAGUGUGCCUUGAAUUCUAAAUAGAUCACCGACAGUGUCACCAGCAAAGCACCCCCACACCAUCACACCACCUCCUCCAUGCUUCACGGUGGGAACCACACAUGCGGAGAUCAUCCGUUCACCUACUCUGCGUCUCACAAAGACACGCCGGUUGGAACCAAAAAUCUCAUAUUUGGACUCAUCAAACCAUAGGACAGAUUUCCACCAGUCUAAUGUCCAUUGCUCGUGUUUCUUGGCCCAAGCAAGUCUCUUCUUCUUAUUGGUGUGGUUUCUUUGCAACAAUUUGACCAUGAAGGCCUGAUUCACGCAGUCUCCUCUGAACAGUUGAUGUUGAGAUGUGUCUGUUACUUGAACUCUGUGAAGCAUUUAUUUUGGCUGCAAUUUCUGAGGCUGGUAACUCUAAUGAACUUAUCCUCUGCAGCAGAGAUAACUCUGGGUCUUCCUUUCCUAUGGCGGUCCUCAUGAGAGCCAGUUUCAUCAUAGUGCUUGAUGUUUUUUGCGACUGCACUUGAAGAAACUUUUAAAAGUUCUUGAAAUGUUCUGUAUUGACUGACCUUCAUGUCUUAAAAUAAUGAUGGACUGUUGUUUUCUCUUUGCUUAUUUGAGCUGUUCUUGCCAUAAUAUGGACUUGGUAUUUUACCAAAUAGGGCUAUCUUCUAUAUACCACCCCUACCUUGUCACAACACAACUGAUUAGCUCAAACGCAUUAAGAAGGAAAGAAAUUCCACAAAUUAACUUUUAAGAAGGCACACCUGUUAAUUGAAAUGCAUUCCAGGUGACUACCUCAUGAAGCUGGUUGAGAGAAUGCCAAGAGUGUGCAAAGCUGUCAUCAAGGCAAAGGGUGGCUAUUUGAAGAAUCUCAAAUCUAAAAUAUAUUUUGAUUUGUUUAACACUUUUUUUGGUUACUACAUGAUUCCAUAUGUGUUAUUUCAUAGUUGUUUAUGUCUUCACUAUUAUUCUACAAUGUAGAAAAUAGUAAAAAUAAAGAAAAACCCUGGAAUGAGUAAGUGUGUCCAAACUUUUGACUGGUACUGUAUAAUGUAAAUGUGUGUUCAUGUUUGUGAUUACCGGUAUCUGUAAUACUAACCCUGCUGUCCUCUUGGACUAGGUUUCUCUCAUUCAUGAGAUUUGAUCGCAAUGACUAGAUCAUCCUAGCAUCCUAACAUCACUUUCAUAUAUGUGUAGCACAUGGGGAAGUGGAACUACUCCUCAGCCUGAAGUGUACAGCUUGCAUCGACUCAUUAGCUUGCUUUUGAGGUGGCACGAUAGGCUAAGACGCUUGAGGGAGGACGGUCACGUGUGUUUGUGAGGCAGAGGUCCCGAGUUCGCGCCAGGAAUGGGCCAAAAUGGAAGGAGGUGGUACUCGCUAAGCAAGCAGUGUGACGUCCUUUACACAUACAGGUGGAUUAAAUUUGAAUUAUAUUCCAACUACAGGAUAUAUGUGUGACUGGUUCCAUUUCUCGUCUAGGGACACCAAGGGCCCCCUGGAGUCCCGGGACCGAAAGGGAUCAAACUAUACGCCCACGCUCCCUUCGAAUUGAAGGUACAGUCACGCCAAGUCAGACCUGGGUUCAAAUAUUAUUUGAAGUCUUUAAACUACUUUGAGCAUUUGCUUUAGCCUGCUUGGAGUGCCAAGUGGGUGGGGUUUGGACUUUUCUGUUGGUUUCAUUGCAACAGGCAAGUUCAAUAGAGCACAGCUAAAGUUUUACCAUAAUCUCGGUUAACCCAGAUCUAAAGUAUUGCGUAAUUGGUCAGAUGCUCGAUUAAGUUUUGGGUCCUUACAUGUUAAGAGAAGAGAUGAAACGAGGAUCGGAGCUGGAAUGAAGAGCUCCAACAUCUCUCUUUGCAAGUUACGGGCAAGUCUAUGUCCCCUCCCCUUCAGAAUUUCAUAAGAUGCUAACACCUGCGAAAUCGGGAUUUGUCCAAAGCACAGGACAGAUCUAUGGUACCAUUUAUGUUUACGUAUGUCUGUCCACGAGAGAUUACCAAUACCACAACGUGACCUUUUUAAUGCCCGCAACUGUGACCUGAUAAUAAUCAUUAAGAGAUUAAGAUGAUCAUUACUGUUAUUAAUCAAUAAAUACUGUGAUGUGGGUGUGGAGUAAAAUCUACCCUUUAAGAAAUCUGUGACCUUUGACCAAUCUGAAAACCUCACUGAUUGGUGUGAUGGGAGGUCAGCUGACCCUUGUCUUUUCUCUCUGCAGGGAGAGAUUGGUGACCUGGGUGAGAAGGGCUGUAACGGUUUACCUGUAAGUAAUCUCCUUGUUUUCCCACUCCUCAUACACAUCUAGCUUUUAAUCAUCUACGGUAUGUUUUAUGGGCAGAAUCAAGUUACAUUUGAUUUGACAGGGUCGUAUGACAUGCAUAUGACAGUGUCGUUUCACUAUGACAUUUUAGUCUACCAUAUAACACCCCUGACGUAGGAAGGUUGCUGUCCAUGGGUGUUAUGUCAGUACAGUUGUAAUGCAAACCGCUACCUCUGUCGUGACAUGUUAUAAUGCCGUUAUGUUCAGGUCAUAGUGAUGCUAUCAUAUAGUGUUACCUGGAAUCCUAGCUUGAGAUUCAGAAGUUUAACAGGCAAUUAGAUGAACUGUUCUGUCCUGACGUCUAUCUGUCUCUGUCUGCCCUCAGGGUUAUGCUGGCCACAUCAACUUUAAAGGAGCAAAAGGGGACAAGGGGGACCUUGGUACUGAGGUAUAACACUGACUCCACAUAUGGUAUAAAUGUAAUAUGAGCAUUAUGCCAUUAUACUGUAUAAGUGACUGACAUAUGUGAUGUUAUGAUUCUUACGGUUAUGAUGAUGACAGUGAUGGGAGGAUUUCAUGCCUCUGAGCAGUGUGAUAGAAUGAACAUGUGAUGCAAUGUAAAAAUGUGGUGGUGGUUUUGAUGAUUAGCUGAGAAACAGUACUAAGUGAUAAGUGGAUUGAGAGAUAUGCCUUCUCCUUUUGGAGGACUGACUAUCAUGAAUUCCCUUUUAGGGAAAGCCAGGGAAGGAUGGGGAUCGAGGACUCGUUGGAUAUAAGGUAGCUGUCUUAUCAAACAUAAAUUAUAAACGUUUUUUCUUUUCUGUUUGUGUGGGGGGGUGGGGUGGGGGUGGGGGGGGGUUGUAGUACUAUCCUUGUGGGUACCGGAAGUCCCCACAAGGAUAGUAAUUCAAGGAAAACGUCCCUCGUGGCGACAUUUCCCAGGUCCCCAUGAGGACAGAGGCUAUUUUAAGCUUAGGGUUUAGAGUUAGGAUUAGAAUUAGGGGUUGGGCUUUAGGGUUAGGAGUUAAGUUAGGGGUUAGGUUUAGGAUUCUGAAUGGAAAUACAUUUUAAGUCCCCACGAGGAUAGUAAAACAUACAGUUGAAGUCGGAAGUUUACAUACACCUUAGCCAAAUACAUUUAAACUCAGUUUUUAACAAUUCCUGACAUUUAAUCCUAGUAAAAAAUUCCCUGUCUUAGGUCAGUUAGGUUUACCACUUUAUUUUAAGAAUGUGAAAUGUCAGAAUAAUAGUAGAGAUAAUGAUUUAUUUCAGCUUUUAUUUCUUUCAUCACAUUCCCAGUGGGUCAGAAGUUUACAUACACUCAAUUAGUAUUUGGUAGCACUGCCUUAAACAAUUUAAACGUGGGUCAAUCGUUUCAGGUAGCCUUCCACAAGCUUCCCACAAUAAGUUGGGUGAAUUUUGGCCCAUUCCUCCUGACAGAGCUGGUGUAACUGAGUCAGGUUUUUAGGCCUCCUUGCUCGCAUACGCUUUUUCAGUUCUGCCCACACAUUUUCUAUAGGAUUGAGGUCAGGGCUUUGUGAUGGCCACUCCAAUACCUUGACUUUGUUGUCCUUAAGCCAUUUUGCCACAACUUUGGAAGUAUGCUUGGGGUCAUUGUCCAUUUGGAAGACCCAUUUGCGACCAAGCUUUAACUUCCUGACUGAUGUCUUGAGAUGUUGCUUCAAUAUAUCCACAUAAUUUUCCUUCCUCAUGAUUCCAUCUAUUUAGUGAAGUGCACCAGUCCCUCCUGCAGCAAAGCACCCCCACAGCAGGAUGCUGCCACCUCCGUGCUUCAAGAUUGGGAUGGUGUUCUUUGGCUUGCAAACAUUCCCCCUUUUUCUCCAAACAUAACGAUCGUCAUUAUGGCCAAACAGAUCUAUUUUUGUUUCAUCAGACCAGAGGACAUUUUUCCAAAAAGUACGAUCUUUGUCCCCAUGUGCAGUUGCAAACCGUAGUCUGGUUUUUUUAUGGCGGUUUUGGAGCAGUGGCUUCUUCCUUGCUGAGCGGCCUUUCAGGUUAUGUCGACAUACGACUCGUUUUACUGUGGAUAUAGAUAAUUUUGUACCUGUUUCCUCCAGCAUCUUCACAAGGUCCUUUGCUGUUGUUCUGGGAUUGAUUUGCACUUUUCGCACCAAAGUACGUUCAUCUUUAGGAGACAGAACGCGUCUCCUUCCUGAGCGGUAUGAUGGCUGCGUGGUCCCAUGGUGUUUAUAGUUGCGUACUAUUGUUUGUAUAGAUGAACGUGGUACAUUCAGGCGUUUGGAAAUUGCUCCCAAGGAUGAAACAGACUUGUGGAGGUCAAAAAAAUAAAUUCUGAGGUCUUGGCUGAUUUCUUUAGAUUUUCCCAUGAUGUCAAGAAAAGAGGCACUGAGUUUGAAGGUAGGCCUUGAAAUACAUCCACAGGUACACCUCCAAUUGACUCAAAUGAUGUCAAUUAGGCUAUCAGAUGCUUCUAAAGCCAUGACAUAAUUUUCUGGAAUUUUCCAAGCUGUUUAAAGGCACAGUCAACUUAGUGCAUGUAAACUUCUGACCCACAUAUAUCUGGAUAGAUAGUACUUAAACAUAUCCGGUGUACAUUUAUUUAUUUAUAACUAUAUACACUCUUGGCAUUCUCUCAACCAGCUUCAUGAGGAAUGCUUUUCCAACAGUAUUGAAGGAGUUCCCACAUAUUUACAUUUACAUUUUAGUCAUUUAGCAGACGCUCUUAUCCAGAGCGACUUACAGUUAGUGAGUGCAUUUUUUUUUUUUCAUACAUAUGCUGAGCACUUGUUGGCUGCUUUUCCUUCACUCUGCGGUCCAACUCAUCCCAAACCAUCUCAAUUGGGUUGAGGUCGGGUGAUUGUGGAGGCCCGGUCAUCUGAUGCAGCACUUCAUCACUCUCCUUCUUGGUCAAAUAGCCCUUACACAGCCUGGAGGUGUGUUUUGGGUCAUUGUCCUGUUGAAAAACAAAUGAUCGUCCCACUCAGCCCAUCCCACCAAUUUCCAUAAACCACCAUCUUGAUUUCCAUGUGCCAUAUAUUUUUUAACUGUGAUGUUUUACAUCAAUUUGGAUCCAUUCUAAUCGCAUAGUAAUUACAGAUUGUUAAAGAUCAAUAUUUUUAGUAAUGACUAUUAUACUGUUGAUUGAUUGACUAUGGCUUUCCACAUCUCCUAACAAUGCUAUUUGUAAGGUUAGUUUAAUUAUACACUUUUGCCCUUUAGGGGAGAAAGGGGAAUCACGGUUCAGCAGGACCUUAUGGAAUCCCUGGACCAUGGGUCAGUCAUUCCCACAAUUAUUUUAAUGUUUAUAAUGUGUGCGUGUACAGUGCAUUUGGAAAGUAUUCAGACCGCUUGACUUAUUCCACAUUUUUGUUACUUUACAGCCUUAUUCUAAAAUGGAUUAAAUUGUUUUUCCCCCAUCUACAAUUGUUUGCUAAUUUAUAAAAAAUAAAAAAUGGAAAGAUAACGUUUACAUAGGUAUUCAGACCCUUUAUUAAGUACUUUGUUGAAGCACCUUUGGCAGCGAUUACAGCCUUCUUGGGUAUGACGCUACAAGCUUAGCACACCUGUAUUUGGGGAGUUUCUCCCAUUCUUCUCUGCAGAUCCUCUCAAGCUCUGUCAGGUUAGAUGGGGAGCGUUGCUGCAUAGCUAUUUUCAGGUCUCUCCAGCGAUGUUCAAUCGGGUUCAAGUCCAGGCUCUGGCUGGGCCACUCAAGGACACUGAGACUUGUCCCGAAGCCACUCAUGCAUUGUCUUGGCUGUGUGCUUAGGGUCGUUGUCCUGUUGGAAGGUGAACCUUCGCCCCAGUCUGAGGUCCUGAGCGCUCUGGAGCAGGUUUUCAUCAAGGAUCUCUCAGUACUUUGCUCCGUUCAUCUUUCCUUCGAUCCUGACUAGUCUCCAAGUCACUGUCGUUGAGAAACAUCCCCACAGCAUGAUGCUGCCACCACCAUGCUUCACCGUAGGGAUGGUGCCAGGUUUCCUCCAGACGUGACGCUUGGCAUUCAGGCCUCAUGUCUUGGUAUUUGCUCUGUAAUGCACUGUCAACUGUGGGACUUUCAUAUAGACAGGUGUGUGCCUUUCCAAAUUAGGUCCAAUCAAUUGAAUUACCACAGGUGGACUCCAAUCAAGUUGUAGAAACAUCUCAAGGAUGAUCAAUGGAAACAGGAUGCACCUGAGCUCAAUUUCGAGUCUCAUAGCAAAGGGUCUGAAUGCUUAUGUAAAUAAGGUAUUUCCGUUUUUGUAUUUUUUAUAAAUUUGCCAACAUUUCUAAAAACUGGUUUUCGCUUUGUCAUUAUGGGGUAUUGUGUGUAGAUUGAGGAAAAUGUGUAUUUAAUCCAUUUUAGAAUAAGGCUGUAAUGUAACCAAAUGUGGAAAAAGGGAAGGGGUCUGAAUACUUUCCGAAUGCACUGUACGUGUGCAUGUCUGCCAAUAAUUGUUUUUGUGUGUCUACAGGGACAGAAAGGUAGUCAGGGUCAAGAUGGUGACCCCGGGGAGGUGAGUCAAUGUGCCUGAUAAUGUCAGUAUCAAUAUCGGUAGAGAAGGAUCUCAGAGAGUGCUGAUCUAGGAUCAGUUUAGCCUUUUAGAUCAUAAUGAUAAGAUUAGAAGGACUAAGAUUACAUGAACUAUUCUGACGCUUUAUGAACACAUGCCCUGGUCUCUCUGGUCUCCCCAUAGGUGACCAUUAUUGGCGGGGCCGUGAUUGGCCCCGGGGGUGCCAAAGGACAACGAGGGUUGGCUGGCCAUCCGGGACCCACUGGAGUUACUGGUCCCCCAGGUACUCUACGCUCAUACACGCAUACACACCCAUUGAUAUUCACCCUCCUAUCCAAUCAGACGUGGAGUAGCACUGUAUAAUCCCACCUCAUUCACCAACAUGACCAAUAAGCAUGUCUGUAUAGCUUUUAUUUUUAUUUAUUUCACCUUUAUUUAACCAGGUAAACCAGUCGAGAACAAGUUCUCAUUUACAACUGCGACCUGGCCAAGAUAAAGCAAAGCAGUGCGAUAAAAACAACAACACAGAGUUACAUAUGGGGUAAAACAAAACAAAGUCAAAAAUACAACAGAGAUACAUGUAUAUACAGUGUGUGCAAAUGUAGCAAGUUAUGGAGGUAAGGCAAUAAAUAGGCUAUAGUGCAAAAUAAUUACAAUUAGUAUUAACACUGGAAUGAUAGAUGUGCAAGAGAUGAUGUGCAAAUAGAGAUACUGGGGUACAAAUGAGCAAAAUAAAUAACAAUAUAGGGAUGAGGUAGUUGGGCGGGCUAAUUUCAGAUGGGCUGUGUACAGGUGCAGUGAUCGGUAAGGUGCUCUGACAACUGAUGCUUAAAGUUAGUGGGGGAGAUAAGUGUCUCCAGCUUCAGAGAUUUUUGCAAUUUGUUCCAGUCAUUGGCAGCAGAGAACUGGAAGGAAUGGCGGCCAAAGGAGGUGUUGGCUUUGGGGAUGACCAGUGAGAUAUACCUGCUGGAGCGCAGACUACGGGUGGGUGUUGCUAUGGUGACCAAUGAGCUAAGCUAAGGCAGGGAUUUGCCUAGCAGUGAUUUAUAGAUGGCCUGGAGCCAGUGGGUUUGGCGACGAAUAUGUAGUGAGGACCAGCCAACAAGAGCGUACAGGUCACAGUGGUGGGUAGUAUAUGGGGCUUUGGAGACAAAACGGAUGGCACUGUGAUAGACUACAUCCAAUUUGCUGAGUAGAGUGUUGGAGGCUAUUUUGUAAAUGACAUCGCCGAAGUCAAGGAUCGGUAGGAUAGUCAGUUUUACGAGGGCAUGUUUGGCAGCAUGAGUGAAGGAGGCUUUGUUGCGAAAUAGGAAAACGAUUCUAGAUUUAACUUUGGAUUGGAGAUUCUUAAUGUGAGUCUGGAAGGAGAGUUUACAGUCUAACCAGACACCUAGAUAUUUGUAGUUGUCCACAUACUCUAGGUCAGACCCGUCGAGAGUAGUGAUUCUAGUCGGGUGGGCGGGUGCAAGCAGCAUUCGGUUGAAGAGCAUGCAUUUAGUUUUACUAGUGUUUAAGAGCAGUUGGAGGCUACUGAAGGAGUGUUGUAUGGCAUUGAAGCUCAUUUGGAGGUUUGUUAACACAGUGUCCAAUGAAGGGCCAGAUGUAUACAAAAUGGUGUCGUCUGCGUAGAGGUGGAUCUGAGAGUCACCAGCAGCAAGAGCGACGUCAUUGAUAUACGCAGAGAAAAGAGUCGGCCCAAGAAUUGAACCCUGUGGCACCCCCAUAGAGACUGCCAUAGGUCCAGACAACAGGCCCUCCGAUUUGACACAUUGAACUCUAUCUGAGAAGUAGUUGGUGAACCAGGCGAGGCAGUCAUUUGAGAAACCAAGGCUAUUUAGUCUGCCAAUAAGAAUGCGGUGGUUGACAGAGUCGAAAGCCUUGGCCAGGUCAAUGAAAACGGCUGCACAGUACUGUCUAUUAUCGAUCGCGGUUAUAAUAUCGUUUUGGACCUUGAGCGUGGCUGAAGUGCACCCAUGACCAGUUCGGAAACCGGAUUGCAUAGCGGAGAAGGUACGGUGGGAUUCGAAAUGGUCAGUGAUCUGUUUGUUGACUUGGCUUUCAAAAACUUUUGAAAGGCAGGGCAGGAUGGAUAUGGGUCUGUAACAGUUUGGAUCUAGAGUGUCCCCCCUUUGAAGAGGGGGAUGACCGCGGCAGCUUUCCAAUCUCUGGGGAUCUCAGACGUUACGAAAGAGAGGUUGAACAGGCUAGUAAUAGGGGUUGCGACAAUUUUGGCGGCUAGUUUUAGAAAGAAAGGGUCCAGAUUGUCUAGCCCAGAUGAUUUGUAGGGGUCCAGAUUUUGCAGCUCUUUCAGAACAUCAGCUGUCUGGAUUUGUGCGAAGGAGAAGCGGGGGGGGCAUGGGCAAGUUGCAGAGCUUGUGGCCGGGGUAGUGGUAGCCAGGUGGAAAGCAUGGCCAGCCGUAGCAAAAUGCUUGUUGAAAUUCUCGAUUAUUGUAGAUUUAUCGGUGGUGAUAGUGUUUCCUAGCCUCAGUGCAGUGGGCAGCUGGGAGGAAGUGCUCUUAUUUUCCAUGGACUUUACAGUGUCCCAAAACUUUUUGGAGUUAGUGCUACAGGAUGCAAAUUUCUGUUUGAAAAAGUUAGCCUUUGCUUUCCUAACUGCUUGUGUAUAUUGGUUCCUAACUUCCCUGAAAAGUUGCAUAUCGCGGGGGCUAUUUGAUGCUAAUGCAGUACGCCACAGGAUGUUUUUGUGCUGGUCAAGGGCAGUCAAGUCUGAGGAGAACCAGGGGCUAUAUCUGUUCUUAGUUCUGUAUUUUUUGAAAGGGGCAUGUUUAUUUAAGAUUGAGAGGAAAUUACUUUUAAAGAACAACCAGGCAUCCUCUACUGACGGAAUGAGAUCUAUAUCCAUCCAGGAUACCUGGGCCAGGUCAAUUAGGAAGGCCUGCUCGCUGAAGUGUUUUUGGGAGCGUUUGACAGUGAUGAGGGAUGGUCGUUUGACCGCGGACCCGUUACGGACGCAGGCAAUAAGGCAGUGAUCGCUGAGAUCCUGAUUGAAGACAGCGGAGGUGUAUUUAGAGGGUAAGUUAGUCAGGAUGAUAUCUAUGAGGGUACCCAUGUUUACGGAUUUAGGGUUGUACCUGGUAGGUUCGUUGAUAAUUUGUGUGAGAUUGAGGGCAUCUAGUUUAGAUUGUAGGAUGGCCGGGGUGUUAAGCAUAUCCCAAUUUAGGUCACCAAGCAGUACGAACUCUGAGGAUAGAUGGGGGGCAAUCAAUUCACAUAUUGAGUCCAGGGCACAGCUGGGGGCUGAGGGGGGUCUGUAGCAAGCGGCAACAGUGAGAGAUUUAUUUCUGGAAAGGUGGAUUUUUAGAAGUAGAAGCUCAAACUGUUUGGGCACAGACCUGGAUAGUAUGAUAGAGCUCUGCAGGCUAUCUCUACAGUAGAUUGCAACUCCACCCCCUUUGGCAGUUCUAUCUAGACGGAAAAUGUUAUAGUUGGGGGUGGAAAUUUCAGAAUUUUUGGUGCCCUUCCUAAGCCAGGAUUCAGACACUGCUAGAACAUCAGGGUUGGCGGAGUGUGCUAAUGCAGUGAAUAACUCAAACUUAGGAAGGAGGCUUCUGAUAUUUACGUGCAGAAAACCAAGACUUUUACGGUUACAGAAGUCAACAAAUGAUAGCUCCUGGGGAGUAGGAGUGAUACUGGGGGCUGCAGGGCCUGGGUUAGCCUCUACAUCACCAGAGGAACAGAGGAGGACUAGAAUAAGGAUACGACUAAAGGCUUUAAGAACUGGUCUUCUAGUGCGUUGGGUACAUAGAAUAAAGGGGGCAGUUCUCCGGGCGUUGUAGAAAAGAUUCAGGGCAUUAUGUACAGAAAAGGAUAUGGAAGGAUAUGAGUACAGUUCAGGUAACCCUAAGCGCUGGGUAACAAUGAAAGAGAUAGCGUCACUGGAGGCACCGAUUGAGCCGAUCUCGGCGUGUAUGGGGGGUGGAACAAAGGAACUAUUUGAGGCAGUUUGAGAGGGACUAGGGGUUCUACAGUGAAAUUGUAUAAUAAGAACUAACCCAAACAGCAAUAGGCAAGGCAUAAUUGACAUGGGAGAGAGGCAUAAAGCAGUCACAGGUGUUAUUAGAGAGAGCUAAGACAACAACUGGAAAUAGCGAUAACGUUUGGGCUAAGGCUAAACAGAAUAAACAGGACAGGGUACCGUGUAAAGGAACAGUCCAGCAGGCAUCAGCUGUGCAGCUGAGUGAUCAUAAGGUCCAGUGAACAGCAAUAUGUGAGUUCGAGAGCAGUUCAAAAUGGUGCUUCAGCACAGCUAGCAGGGAGCACAGUUGUAGUUUGCGUGUGCUAGCGGGCCGGGGCUGGCAGAUGGAUCUUCGUGGUCGUCGCAACGGGAAGCCUGUUGAAACCACAUCAGACUAUUUCGUCGGCAAACCAGUCGUGUUGGAUCGGCGGGGCUCAGUGUCAACACUAGGAGGUCCCGUCCGGUUGACAGAGAGGUAGAUAGCCGGGAGAUGGGCCUGAGGCUAGCUCAAGGCUAACUGGUGCUUGCUAUAGGGCAAUGGUAAUUAGCCAACAACAGGUUGCAGCUAGCUAGCUGGUUGCGAUGAUCCGGCGCUAGGGUCCAGUGAUUCCGGCAGAAAGUCCAAUAAGCUCUGGGUCGAUAGCACGCUGUGCAGACUGGCCGACGAAUUGUCCAGGCUAGAGCUAGAGCUGGCUGGUGGAUAGUGUAGGCCACGGACAGUGGUGAAGACGCUAACGGUGACUAAUAGCAAGUAGCCAUUCAGUUGCAGCUACACUAGCUACACUAGUUUCAGCUUAAGGUUCUUGAUGAAAGUUAUAAAGAAAUAAUAGAAUCCUUUCCACGUUGGGUGAGGCGGGUUGCAGGAAAGUAUAUUUAGUUAAAGAAUGAAAAGUAAAAAUUUAGAAAUAUAUACAAAUAGACAAAAAAACAAGAAACGGGAUAUUUACACAAGGACAAUGAAUAAAAGCGACCGCACUGCUACGCCAUCUUGGAAAUGAAGCUAAACAUAUCAACCUGUUUUCCAGGUAUCACCGGUUUCCAGGGGCCUCCUGGACCUCCAGGUAAGUGCUGAUACACACACACACACACAUUCACUCGCUCAUUCUCCAUCGCAAUCAAGUGUGUACAUGGGUUCUAUCUCCCCCUACACAGCUCCUAACUUUGGAGGAGAUUGCGGAGCGAAGGGCCACAGUGGACCUAAAGGUGAUAAAGGAGACCAAGGACCCAUCAUCCACGGCGAGCCAGGCAGAGAGGGCUUUCCAGGAACAACUGGGGAAAGGGGAGACCCUGGACCCCCAGGACCAUCUGGAGACUCAGGUAGACUUACUCUCCAGAAAUAAAGUAAUGUUCACAGCUCUGAUGUUCUAGCCUUGUUAAAUCAACCUGAUCUCACGAGCUCACAUUCUGUUUCACACGAGAAGUGAAACAAAUCACUAAAUUACUCCCACAGUCAUUUAUUGAGACACUUCAUUUUUGGGGGGUAUUUCAUUUUUUUUACCCCUUUUUCUCCCCAAUUUCGUGGUAUCCAAUUGGUAGUUACAGUCUUGUCCCAUCGCUGCAACUCCAGUACGGACUCGGGAGAGGCGAAGGUCGAGAGCCAUUUGUCCUCUGAAACACGACCCUGCCAAACUGCACCGCUUCUUGACACACUGCUCGCUUAACCCGGAAGCCAGCCGCACCAAUGGGUCGGAGGAAACACCGUACAGCUGGCGACCGAUGUCUGUGUGCAUGCGCCCAGCCCGCCACAAGGAGUCGCUAGAACGCGAUGGGUCCCUAACCCGGACGACGCUGGGCCAAUUGUGCGCCGCCUCAUGGGUCUCCCAUUCGCGGCCGGCUGCUUGAGACACAUUUUUGAUCCCGCUGGGAUCUUAUUUGAUUAAAAAUUAUGUACUUAUUUUUUUGUUGUUGCAGAAAAUUUUAAGGGCCUUAUAGGACCCCCGGGGGAUAAGGGAGCCAAGGGCCUGACAGGCGAACAAGGGUACAGUGGCCAAUAUGGUUUGAAAGGUGAGCUCCCUCUGAUUCCUAUUGGAUGGACAUUCUGGGUCGUCACUGCUUGUUAAUGAGCCUGUCCACAAACCCUUCUGUCUCAUUGGUGGAAUUCCACCGACAUUGGCAUUGUGGCGUGUUAAUGGGUGGAAAAUAUAAUGGUGGAAUAUCGAAAGGUCUUUGGUUGCUAUUAUGUUGUCAUUUUGGUAUCAAGUGUGUGUGUCUCACCACUACAGGUCAGAAAGGAGAGGUCUGUAGGUUGUGUACGGGAAACGGGUCUGUAGAGCUGGGACCCCCCGGUCAGCCUGGACUCCCAGGUAACAACACCUGCAGCAUAAAAAAUACUUUCACAUAGAAAUGUAUGUGUAGAACAAAACGGAUUGUCUGUCACAUAGAACAGGGGAUGGUGUCAGCUCUUCAUUAUUUUUCUACCUGUAACAAUCUGAGUCUAUUUAAAUACACCCUCGUCACACAGGCGUUAAUGCAGGACCAGGGCCCAAAGGAGAGCCAGGAUUCAAAGGCCCCUCAGGACCACCUGGACGACCGGUAAGACUACCUGCAUCAUUCCUCCACUAUACAGAUACUAAAUGCAAUUUUAUUUUACCUUGCAAUGUCACUGUGACACUGCCUGUGGUUUUGCAGUUAUACACUUCCUAUGUUGUGUUGCUUAAAUCAGUGGUUCCCAAACUUUUUUGAACCGUUAAAUUUCACUAUUAAUCUCUUCUGAUCCAUACUGCAAAUCAUCUAUUUUUCUGUGACAAACAUUGUUUAUAGAUGAAAUGGGAUUUAUUUGAAAUAUAGUUUGCAUAGUUCCUUACUCAAGAUGAUUCAUUUGUGUGUACCCCUUUUAAGAGCGUCCAGCAAUCCUCGCCAGAAAGAAAGAAGCUCCAGUAAAAUAGGUCUUUCGUUUUCAACGGUUUGAGCUAUAGACCAGACGUUGUCUGCAUUGUAAAGGUGCAACCAUGGAAACAAAGCCAAAUACUCUGUUUCUAUGGCAGAUCUGGGCUGUGGUACAACUAAGCAUAAUCAGACUUGCCUGUGCUAAUGGUUCUCACAAGCGUAAAAAUUAUACAAAGGACUUUGCUCGUGAUGCGCGCCCCUCAAAUGAUACAAAUGUAACAGCCUGAGCGAAUUGGACUUGAAACAACGAUACAGAUGUAACCAUGUGCCAUUCAAUAUAUUAUCUGAGGGGCACUGGUGCUCCCAAUUCAAAAUUCCAUGUGCAUUCCUCAGGUCACGUUUCUAAGUGUUCCAAAAUAUUAUCAAGAUUAGGAAACGUUUUGCAGCACACCUGAGUUCCUCAAGGCACACCAGUGUGCCGCAGCACACCAGUUGAAAACCACUGGUUCAGAUCCUGUAUCCAUGUUGUUGCUAGGAUACCAUAUCAUUGGUGCUGCUUGGGUACCGUAUCCAUGGUGUUACUGGUAUACCGUGUCCAUGGUGUUGGUAGUAUACCAUAUCCAUGGUGUUGCUAGGAUACCAUAUCUAUGGUAUUGCUGCGAUAACUUAUCGAAGGUUGCUAGGUUACUGUAUCUAUGACAACUCCUCCUGUCUGUCUUACAGGGUCCCCACGGCCCCUCCGGUGUUCCAGGGCCCCCGGGGCUGAAGGGAAAUCCAGGUUCCCACAACCACCAGGGGAUAAAGGGAGAGAAAGGAGCCCCAGGACCAGCUGGCAGAUCGGGGCCGGACGGCUAUCACGGGGCCCCUGGCUUCCCUGGACGCAAGGGCCAACGAGGCCCCAAGGGUGAUCCGGUGAGGAUUUUCAAUAGUUACGAUGUCUGUCACUUAAAUUUAUCUUUCUUCUGAAAUGCAGAGCAAUGAUUUGAAUGCAUUUUUUAGGUUAUCUUUAAACUGAAGUAAAUUUGUAAUUUGGGUGAACUGUCCCUUUAAAGGGGGGGCUGAGCUUACUGAUUUGGCCUUUUUUUUUAGCAUGCUCAUUAAGUAAUGCUAGCGGUCAUGACUGAAGCCAAACGUAAGUUGUCUUGGGGGUGUGGUUUGAUGUGGGACAUAAGGGCCAAUAGAGAGUAGUGACAGUGAGGUAAGCGAAGCUAGCUUUGUUAUGGAGAAAAGUUUUGAAGUUGAAGACUUCUCCCCUCCUCAAUCUCCAUCUCUAGAUGGUCAGCGAAUUCAGCCUGCGCUGACCUUGUGUUUAGCCAAGCUGACAGCAGCUAACUAGCAUAGCUUGGGGAUAGCUGCAGCUGACUAGCCUAUCCAGCUGAUAUUUCUCUGUGAAAAGUUAUGCCAAGAUAGCAAGAGCCAGUGACUGGAAUGUGUUUCAUGAGACACUCAUUCUACAUCACCUUGCUACGAAAGUAGCUUGAAACUUAGUUUCAAAGAUUAAUCACGUCAUGUAAAUACAGUGCCUUGCAAAAGUAUUCAGAACCCUUGGAUUUCUUCACAUUUUAUUGUGUUACAAAGUGGGAUUAAAAUUGAUUUAAUUGUAAUUUUCUUGUCAACAAUCUACACAAAAUACUCUGUCAAAGACAAAUAAAAAAUGUGGAACUAAAAUAUAGUCGUUGCAUAAGUAUUCAAGCCUAAAUUAGUUAAGGAGUAAAAUUUGGCUCAACAAUUCACAUAAGUUACAAGGGUUUACAUGAUUUUUGAAUGACUAACCCCAUACAUACAACAUCUGUAAGGUCCCACAGUCAAGUAUUGAAUUUCAAGCACAGAUUCAACUACAAAGACCAGGGGUGUAGAGAAUCAUUGUACCAUCUAAACCACUGUGAAAUAUAUGUUGCGCAUCUAACAGUAGCCUAUAUUGUAGAUUAAUAAUAUUACAUUGUAUUGCACCAUCUAAACUUGUUCCACAGACCCCUUGGGUUCACAUCAUAUACUGUAGCAGUGUUCUGCUGAUGUAACAAUGUACAGAUAUUACACUGUCUUUCAUCUUUUAUCAUUCACAGCUGAUAGAUACUGGACCUAUUAGCAUUAUGUCCAUCUCUUCUCUUCCUGUAUGGUGUCCCUUUAUAAGUUCCCUGACAUGUUUGAAGAAUACAUUCAAUUCAAUAAUAAUAACACAAUAAGUUGAAAGGUCAUAGAUGUAUCUUGUAUCAUUUUAAUGCUAAGUACAAGGUCUUUCCCAAUUCAGACAACCUGUAUCAACCUGUCAAAACCAUGUCUCCUGUCCUCCAUCUGUAGAAAAACAAGGUAGAGUUGAGUGACAUGUAUUACUAAACACUUGUGAUGUACCGUCUUAUUAGAAAUCACCUCCUGUUCCUUCAGAGGUGUUUGCCAGCGCCUGAUGGGCAUGGCAGCGUAGAUCAGCUCCAGGCCACAGGACUGGUCAUGAAGGAGCCUGACUUAUAGAUCCGACCCAGCUCCUAUCACAGAGAAAGAGAGGGAGGGAGAGAGACUGUCACCCUACAGUCAUGGAAGCCAACAGUAAAUACACAGUUGAACAUGUUGAGCUAUGACCAGAUCAAAUGUGACCAACCUGAAGUGGGACUGGUGCCUGGCCACGUACAGCCUCAGCCUUCUGCUCCUGAUAUGGUAGGGGGGGUCCCAACGACACUGCUGAACAGCAAAUCCACCAGAUUUUGUACGUAGCCUGUGAAUGAAAUAAAAUAUCACUCAAUAAACAUAUAACAAGAUAAAUAACUUUCUCUAGUUUGGAAGUAAUUAUAGAGGGACUAGAUUCAGGUUUAUACAGAAUAGAUUCAGGCCGGUGACGCUGACACCGUUACUAUGCAACUGCCAGCUGUGUACAUUGCUGAAUGCUUGCUUACAAGUUUUGCUCUUUGCUGCCAGAGCCAUAUAUUUAUUUUAAGUUGGAUUGAUGUAUUUAGCUAGCUAGAGUAUCAUUCCCCUUUCAUCUGUGGUAUCAAAGCUAGCCUCGUUCACUAGUAUUAUCAAAUAAUGUUGUAUAACCAAAAGUAACUGGUAGCUAGCUAUCUACCUAGCUACUCACCAAUGGCAGUCACAGGUUUGACGGUUGACAGCCAGUAGAAGUGGUAGUGUUGGAUGUAAUCCAUUCCUGGUCAUCUGGCAAUAUUGUUGAAAUGCAUUGGAAGUUUGCACCAACUUUAUGGAAGCCCAUUUUCACUCCUGUUUGAUGAACGAAAUGUGCGUUGCACCCAUAUACAGACUUUACAACAUGUCUGCAUGGCAGCUGGGGGCGGACCACAGCAUGUUGUCUCUGGGCAAUUUAGCAGGCGACCCAACUGUGGUUUGUUACUACUAUCAUUUCCCAUUGUAGCCAAUUCAAUUGCAAGUAAUUCCGUUUCUAAUUUUUUGUUAAUUCUGUUAUCGAUUUGGUAACAAUUACGAGUUUUAAUCACUUAAUAAUUCCUAAACAAAAAUGUAAAUCAGUAAAAACGCUUUAACUAAUUGGUAGGUCUACCUUUACUUGUUACUUCUGUGAACUUUCAUUAUCCUCCCUCAUGAGGGAGAGAAAUUAGAAAAUAUCUUAAAGAUAUGUGGGUUUUUGGUAACGGAAUUAAAAGGCACAAGGAAAUAAUUCCUCCAAAACUAAAUAAAGUGUUAAUAUUAGUUGGCAGGGGUCUUUGCUUCAACAUUAUUGUGUCUUGAUGUAUUUCUAAUACCGUUUAAGACUUUCUGGUAGAUGUUUUCUUACACCCCUUUUCCAUCUGUUUGACCAGAAAUCAAAGCCUUUGAUCAUGUCAAAUUCUUUAGAUGGAAAAUGGUUGAAAAAUGUAUCUAUGCCUUCAUUUCCCCAAAAAUAUAGACUCUUAGCUUUCAUUUGACACCCAAUUUGACAUGCUCCUAUGAACUUUACAUGUUGGUGCUCAUGGGUCCUUUUACAUGGAAAUGACCUUUUAUGAAUGCUGAACAUUUGUAACUGUGAAGCAGUAAUGAUAUGUGAACAAAUAUUUUGUGAAGACCUAAUGUUUGAUGAUGGACUGAGGUUAUAGUCUGUCCCCUCUGCCAGUACUAUGGGCCGCCGGCUCUGAGGGGAGAUGUUGGCGAACCAGGCCCUCCCGGACCACAGGGAUACCAAGGACCAGAUGGGUCACCAGGUCCAGUAGGCAUAGGACUGCUUGGCCACCCAGGACCCAAAGGCAAUAGUGGGGUACCAGGUAUCCCUGGCAGAGCUGGCAUCCCAGGUAAAGCAACACACACACUUGCCUGCACAUGCAUGUACACACCAGGGCCCCCCUCAUUGAAGCCAUGAAGUUCAAGGCCGACCGGGGUACUGCAGGCUGUUGUUUUUAGAAAGCAGAAUCCCCCAUUAUAGUCAAUGUGAAAAUUGCAAUCAUCUUGGGCAAUAUUAGUGUAAAUAAACAACAACUUUGAAGACAAUCAUGGAACCAAUAAUUACUACUAUUACACCAGAUGUAUUGCCUUGAACCAAUUUUAUAAAAAAAUUGCACUCAGAAGAAGUUAUAAGGAUAAUUUAGUGGCUAAUAGCAAAAGCCUGCAGUAGCCCGGUUGGCCAACUUGAGAUAUUCAAUGAGGGGGCAGCACUGAGCUAGCCUGCAACGUCGCUUCCUGGAAUUGCUCAUACGCAUGUUAUGUCUUAAAUCUCCCCCAUGAGAUGCCAUCUUAGUCGCAAAAAUCGACUUACUUGGCUUCAAAUGCGCUAUUGAGUCUUCACAUAGAAAUAAAUGAUGUCACGUGAUCGAUGGCUUUGACCAUUCAUAUACAGUCAUUAGCGCGCACACACACACACACUUGUACUACAUUUGAGACCCUGCCUCCUUUGCGUAUACUAUACUCUUGUUUGUGUGUAUGAUUACAAUAAAAUAAAUAAAUUACUGUCUUCCUGAUAAUUGCCCCUAUUUAUGCUGAUGGUCUGACCCCAGUGUUCUCCCCCCUCUAUCCCCACCAGGUCAGAAGGGUGAGCCCAGCAAAAGAGAGGCUGACCAGGGAGUCCCAGGCCCACCAGGACAGAUGGGGCUGCCUGGGUUACAGGGCCCCCCAGGUGAGCAACCCAAAUGGGGACCGAACCACAGCAUGAGAGGGGUGGCUGGAGGUCUAUACUACACUGCGCUUGGUGGCAUUUCGGUUCUAGCUUGGAUCCAAACCGAUAUGCUUCGUAACAAUGGUUAAACGAAGCAAAUCAUCUUUGGUUCCAGGCUAGAACUGAAAUGCCACCAAACUCAGUGUAGUGUGGAGCCACUCCGACCCGAAUGUAAGCUUUGCUUUACUGCCAUUAGAACCUGACAAAGACCAUUAUGGUCAAAACAUGAUAGAAAAUAAUCAUAGAGUUGUUUGUCCACACAGGUCCUCGUGGUGAUGCUGGUUUAACAGGAGUAGAUGGUAACCGAGGGGAGAAAGGAGUCAGUGGUGGAUUCUCCACCCUGGAAGGACAAGGACCCACUGGACAGAAAGGUGAGUCAUGCCUACAUCUCUUUUAAAUAUACAUUUUAUAUUGAAUUAUAUUCAAGCUUUUCCCCCAUAUUUUAGAUCCAGUUACUUGUGAAUGUAGGUGUAUGCAUUUGUUAGUAGGACUAGUGUUGCGGUCUGUUUCCUAGGUGACAAAGGGCACCCGGGACCCCCAGGUACCUCUGGAAGCGGCUACCCUGGACGACCCGGCGCACCGGGAAUCCCUGGGGCUCCAGGGUCAAAGGUCAGUACUGAACACCGACCCUGUCAUGUUUCUGUCGAUCUGUGUCUGUCUAUAUGUUUGUCGUUACCCAUCCUUUCAUCCAUCUAGCCUUCAAAAUUCCCUCAGUCGUUCCAUCCAUCCCGCUAACCAUUAUGCAUCCUUCCAUCUACUUUCAGGGUGAUGGUGGGUUUGGGGCCCCAGGUCCAGUGGGCCCUAAAGGUUUCCCAGGUGGUGUUGGGGCCCAGGGUCCUCCAGGAGACCCAGGGCUACCGGGACAACCAGGGAAUCCAGGACCACUAGGCCUCAAUGGCUCGCCAGGCCCGAAAGGUACUUACUUUACACACAGAUGGACACAGAGAUUAGACAGACUCAGACACGGGAUGGGCAUGGGACACACAGAUACGGACAUGGGACACACCCACAUUUUGUUGCUAACUCCAUUUCUAUCACACUUAAGCUCUCCACACUCAACAGCAUACACACAUGCAUUUACACACUGGUGCACAUACUCCCAAAGCAGUUAUGGCCUUGUCUGUUUGUAGGAAGUAAAGGUGGGGUAGGUUCCCAAGGACCACCUGGUUACGCAGGUACUAACAGUACAGGGGCUACAACCGGACCACCUGGUCCACCAGGACCAGCAGGCAGACGCGGACCUCCAGGUGAGCCCGUGGAGCCUGCUAAUGUCCCCACACAGUGUCAGAAAAUACAUCUUUCUUCUAGGCAUCUCACUCGGUUUCUUUCUUUCUUGAUUCAUUCUUAUGUGGUUUCUUCCCUUUCUGUCUUCUUCUCUCUUCUUUCUCUUUCCCCAAUAGGCACACCGUGUCAUUUCAACGUGGAUAAUUGGGUAAUAUUUGGUUGAGACAUUGAUCAAUGAGAAUAAAAUCUAUAUUCACCCACUCAAAAAGACAGCCAAAAGUUAGUUGAAUUUCCAAUGUGUUAUCACUAUGCUUUCAACCAUCUAAAAGCACAACCAAAUUCCAAUGGGAAAUCAAUGUCUGAUGUUUUGGUUAAAUCAUCACCCAAAUGUCUAUCACUGUGCUUUCAACCAUUUAAAAGCACGGCAAAGUUCAAAUGGGAAUACAAUGUCAGAUAUUUAGUUUAUUUAUACAACAUAUUAAUGUGUUAUCACUGUGCUUCAUCUAAUAGCAGAACCAAAUGACCUGGAUUACAGUUGAGAUUACAUUAAAAGUACAUGGUGCAAGUGAUCAGAUUAUUACAGCAAGUGUGACGAUCUCCACAGACCUGCGGCGACCUGUGCAUGCUAUUCUGAACAGGCACGCUUUAUAUGAUUACAUCAGAAGAAAUGUAUAGUUAGUGACCUUAAAAUGUGGCAGUGGAUGUGUUACUCAUUUUAAGGUUUAAUGUUACAUUAGUUUGUUUGUAACAUAGCCUUAACUUUAGGCUAUUCACUGUAUUACAAAAGUAAUCAAUCAAUCAAUCAAUUUUAUUUUAUAUAGCCCUUCUUACAUCAGCUAAUAUCUCGAAGUGCUGUACAGAAACCCAGCCUAAAACCCCAAACAGCUAGUAAUGCAGGUGUAGAAGCACGGUGGCUAGGAAAAACUCCCUAGAAAGGCGAAAACCUAGGAAGAAACCUAGAGAGGAACCAGGCUAUGAGGGGUGGCCAGUCCUCUUCUGGCUGUGCCGGGUGGAGAUUAUAACAGAACCAUGCCAAGAUGUUCAAAAAUGUUCAUAAGUGACAAGCAUGGUCAAAUAAUAAUCAGGAAUAAAUCUCAGUUGGCUUUUCAUAGCCGAUCAUUAAGAGUUUGAAAACAGCAGGUCUGGGACAGGUAGGGGUUCCAUAACCGCAGGCAGAACAGUUUAAACUGGAAUAGCAGCAAGGCCAGGCGGACUGGGGACAGCAAGGAGUCACCACGGCCGGUAGUCCCGACGUAUGGUCCUAGGGCUCAGGUCUCUCAGUUGGCUUUUCAUAGCCGAUCAUUAAGAGUUGAAAACAGCAGGUCUGGGACAGGUAGGGGUUUCGUAGCCGCAGGCAGAACAGUUGAAACUGGAAUAGCAGCAAGGCCAGGCGGACUGGGGACAGCAAGGUGUCAUCAUGCCCGGUAGUCCUGACGUAUGGUCCUAGGGCUCAGGUUCUCAGAGAGAAAGAGAGAACGAGAGAAUUAGAGAGAGCAUACUUAAAUUCACACAGGACACUGGAUAAGACAGGAGAAGUACUCCAGGUAUAACCAACUAACCCCAGCCCCCCGACACAUAAACUACUGCAGCAUAAAUACUGGAGGCUGAGACAGGAGCGGUCCGGAGACACUGUGGCCCCAUCCGAAGAAACCCCCGGACAGGGCCAAACAGGAAGGAUAUAACCCCACCCACUCCGCCAAAGCACAGCCCCCGCACCACUAGAGGGAUAUCCCCAACCACCAACUUACAAUCCUGAGACAAGGCCGAGUAUAGCCCACAGAGGUCUCCACCACAGCACAAACCAAGGGGGGGGGCGCCAACCCAGACAGGAAGAUCACGUCAGUAACUCAACCCACUCAAGUGACGCACCCCUCCCAGGGACGGCAUGAAAGAGCACCAGCAAGCCAGUGACUCAGCCCCUGCAACAGGGUUAGAGGCAGAGAACCCCAGUGGAGAGGGGAACCGGCCUGGCAGAGACAGCAAGGGCUGUUCGUUGCUCCAGCCUUUCCGUUCACCUUCACACUCCUGGGCCAGACUACACUCAAUCAUAUGACCUACUGAAGAGAUAAGUCUUCAGUAAAGACUUAAAGGUUGAGACUGAGUCUGCGUCUCUCACAUGGGUAGGCAGACUGUUCCAUAAAAAUGGAGAUCUAUAGGAGAAAGCCCUGCCUCCCGCUGUUUGCUUAGAAAUUCUAGGGACAAUUAGGAGGCCUGCGUCUUGUGACCGUAGCGUACGUAUUGGUAUGUACGGCAGGACCAACUCGGAAAGAUAGGUAGGAGCAAGCCCAUGUAACGCUUUAUAGGUUAACAGUAAAACCUUGAAAUCAGCCCUUGCCUUAACAGGAAGCCAGUGUAGGGAAGCUAGCACUGGAGUAAUAUGAUCAAAUUUCUUGGUUCUAGUCAGGAUUCUAGCAGCCGUAUUUAGCACUAACUGAAGUUUAUUUAGUGCUUUAUCCGGGUAGCCGGAAAAUAGAGCAUUGCAGUAGUCUAACCUAGAAGUAACAAAUGCAUGGAUUAAUUUUUCUGCAUCAUUUUUGGACAGAAAAUUUCUGAUUUUUGCAAUGUUACGUAGAUGGAAAAAAGCUGUCCUUGAAACAGUCUUGAUAUGUUCGUCAAAAGAGAGAUCAGGGUCAAGAGUAACGCCUAGGUCCUUCACAGUUUUAUUUGAGACGACUUUACAACCAUCAAGAUGAAUUGUCAGAUUUAACAGAAGAUCUCUUUGUUUCUUGGGACCUAGAACAAGCAUCUCUGUUUUGUCCGAGUUUAAAAGUAAAAAGUUUUCAGCCAUCCACUUCCUUAUGUCUGAAACACAGGCUUCUAGCGAGGGCAAUUUUGGGGCUUCACCAUGCUUCAUUGAAAUGUACAGCUGUGUGUCAUCCGCAUAGCAGUGAAAGUUAACAUUAUGUUUUCGAAUAACAUCCCCAAGAGGUAAAAUAUAUAGUGAAAACAAUAGUGGUCCUAAAACGGAACCUUGAGGAACACCGAAAUGUACAGUUGAUUUGUCGGAGGACAGACCAUUCACAGAGACAAACUGAUAUCUUUCCGACAGGUAGGAUCUAAACCAGGCCAGAACUUGUCCGUGUAGACCAAUUUGGGUUUCCAGUCUCUCCAAAAGAAUGUGGUGAUCGAUGGUGUCAAAGGCAGCACUAAGGUCUAGUAGCACGAGGACAGAUGCAGAGCCUCGGUCUGACGCCAUUAAAAGGUCAUUUACCACCUUCACAAGUGCAGUCUCAGUGCUAUGAUGGGGUCUAAAACCAGACUGAAGCAUUUCGUAUACAUUGUUUGUCUUCAGAAAGGCAGUGAGUUGCUGCGCAACAGCUUUUUCUAAAAUUUUUGAGAGGAAUGGAAGAUUCGAUAUAGGCCGAUAGUUUUUUAUAUUUUCCGGGUCAAGGUUUGGCUUUUUCAAGAGAGGCUUUAUCACUGCCACUUUUAGUGAGUUUGGUACACAUCCGGUGGAUAGAGAGCUGUUUAUUAUGUUCAACAUAGGAGGGCCAAGCACAGGAAGCAGCUCCUUCAGCAGUUUAGUAGGAAUAGGAUCCAGUAUGCAGCUUGAAGGUUUAGAGGCCAUGAUUAUUUUCAUCAUCGUGUCAAGAGAUAUAGUACUAAAACACUUAAGUGUCUCUCCCGAUCCCAGGCCCUCGCAGAGCUGUGCAGAUCCAGGACAGCUAAGCCCUGGAGGAAUACGCAGAUUCAAAGAGGAGUCCGUAAUUUGCUUUCUAAUGGUCAUGAUCUUUUCCUCAAAGAAGUUCAUGAAUUUAUCACUGCUGAAGUGAAAGCCAUCCUAUUGUGUUUGGUUGACAACGCAACCAAAUAUCAUUAUUUAAGGGAGAUUUAUCUACUGCUUGGAUAGUUCCACCUGUGCCACGGACUAAUUGGUCCUCUGUAGCUCAAUUGGUAGAGCAUGGCGCUUGUAAUGCCAGGGUAGUGGGUUCGAUCCCUAGAACCACCCAUAAGUAAAAAUGUAUGCGCACAUGACUGUAAGUCGCUUUGGAUAAAAGCGUCUGCUAAGUGGCAUAUUAUUAUUAUUAUUAUUAUUAUUAUUAUUAUUAUUAAUUCCAGUUUGUGUACAAAUUAAUAAUUUAUAUGUUGGAUUCACGUCUCCAUCUCAACCAAAAAUCUAAGUUAAAGGAUAGGAUCAAAUCAAACUUUAAACGCACUUUAAAAAGUUUGAUUUGAUUUAGUCCUAUUCUUUAACUUUGAUUUUUGGUUGAGAGGGAGAUGUGAAUCCAACUUAUUAAUUUGUAGACAAAGUGCAAUUAAAGCCAGACUAAAUCAGUUGUACAGAUGAAACUAUCCAAGUAGAAGAUACAUCUUCAAAUGUUGAUAUCUGGUUGUAUUGACAACCAAACAUAAUUCAACAUCACUAAAUAUCAUUACAUUUUAAAUCAACCAGAGCUUGAAACCCUAGGCCUAUUGUAUUGUCUAUUGUUAGUUUGGUUCUGGAUUGAAUUGAAACAAUAGCUGUUGAUAACUUUACAAACGCUAUAUAGGCCUAAAUAGCAUCAUUGAUGAUAUGAGUGAUAAAGUAUGGUCACAUUUAAUUUGCUCUGUUAAACCUACCCUUUGGUAUUACUUCUGAGUGGCGAGAACUCCUGAGUGGCGCAGUGGUCUAAGGCACUGCAUCGCACUGCAAUAGCAACAGUGAAUCUGUUUAGUUUUUAAGUGGAGAUCGCUCAACAAUCAUUCUCACAAUAGAACAUUGGUAAUAGUCAAUGACAAAUAUCAUAAUUUAGCAGGGCUAGACUGGAUUAAAACCCUGGAUGGGAGACCAAAGGGUGGCUGUAGAUGGAUAAAUUCUCCAGUAGGAGGUGCUGCCCAGCCUAUAGUUUUUUUCUUCUUCUGAUAGCGGAUAUAACGUUGAAGAUCUGACGUUGUUUUAAAGGUACAAAUUCACAUUUUAUUCAAGGUUUUUCUAUGUUUAAAUUUGGUUAACAUGAUGACAUAAUCCUGUGGUUGAAAUUUCACCCUCAAAACAACAGUUUACGUUUAUUACUUUUUUUAAAAAUCCAAUGUCUUUUCCAUGGAGAUUCCACGUCACAAUACGUUCAAACAACGUUGAUUCAACCAGUUUGUGCCCAGUGGGUCCUCUCUUCUCUUUUGCCAAUACUUUCCUGACUGCUUCCUCUCUCUUCCUCUCCAUUCAACUUCCUCUUUUCUCCUCCCUUCUCUUUUCUUUCUCUCUCUUGUUUCUCUUUCUCUCCAUCCACUAAUCGACCACAGUCCCUCCUCUCACCCAGGUUUAUAUGGACAGACGGGUGAGCUUGGGGCCCCUGGCGCGCAAGGUUUUGGACAUUCAGGCCCGGCGGGUGACCCUGGGCCUCCUGGGGUCUCAGGACCCGGAGUGCAGGGGCUGGAUGGACAGAAGGGAGGCAGAGGGAGAGAUGGGUUAACAGGCGCACCAGGUACAUUAACAGAACGGAUACAUUCAACACAUUGGUAACACUUCAAAGCUAACAGAUCAAAUCAAAUUGUAUUUGCCACAUGCGCCGAAUACAACAGGUGUAGACCUUACAGUGAAAUGCUUACUUACAAGCCCUUAACCAACAAUGCAAUUUUAAGAAAAAUAAGUAAAAAAUAGAUAAGUACAAAAUAAUUAAAGAGCAGCAGUAAAAUACAAUAACAGUAGGGAGGCUAUACAGUGGGGGAAAAAAGUAUUUAGUCAGUCACCAAUUGUGCAAGUUCUCCCACUUAAAAAGAUGAGAGAGACCUGUAAUUUUCAUCAUAGGUACAUGUCAACUAUGACAGACAAAUUGAGAAAAAAAAAUCCAGAAAAUCACAUUGUAGGAUUUUUUAUGAAUUUAUUUGCAAAAUAUGGUGGAAAAUAAGUAUUUGGUCACCUACAAACAAGCAAGAUUUCUGGCUCUCACAGACCUGUAACUUCUUCUUUAAGAGGCUCCUCUGUCCUCCACUCGUUACCUGUAUUAAUGGCACCUGUUUGAACUUGUUAUCAGUAUAAAAGACACCUGUCCACAACCUCAAACAGUCACACUCCAAACUCCACUAUGGCCAAGACCAAAGAGCUGUCAAAGGACACCAGAAACAAAAUUGUAGACCUGCACCAGGCUGGGAAGACUGAAUCUGCAAUAGGUAAGCAGCUUGGUUUGAAGAAAUCAACUGUGGGAGCAAUUAUUAGAAAAUGGAAGACAUACAAGACCACUGAUAAUCUCCCUCGAUCUGGGGCUCCACGCAAGAUCUCACCACGUGGGGUCAAAAUGAUCACAAGAACGGUGAGCAAAAAUCCCAGAACCACACAGGGGGACCUAGUGAAUGACCUGCAGAGAGCUGGGACCAAAGUAACAAAGCCUACCAUCAGUAACACACUACGCCGCCAGGGACUCAAAUCCUGCAGUGCCAGACGUGUCCCCCUGCUUAAGCCAGUAUAUGUCCAGGCCUGUCUGAAGUUUGCUAGAGUGCAUUUGGAUGAUCCAAAAGAGGAUUGGGAGAAUGUCAUAUGGUCAGAUGAAACCAAAAUAGAACAUUUUGGUAAAAACUCAACUCGUCGUGUUUGGAGGACAAAGAAUGCUGAGUUGCAUCCAAAGAACACCAUACCUACUGUGAAGCAUGGGGGUGGAAACAUCAUGCUUUGGGGCUGUUUUUCUGCAAAGGGACCAGGACGACUGAUCCGUGUAAAGGAAAGAAUGAAUGGGGCCAUGUAUCGUGAGAUUUUGUGUGAAAACCUCCUUCCAUCAGCAAGGGCAUUGAAGAUGAAACGUGGCUGGGUCUUUCAGCAUGACAAUGAUCCCAAACACACCACCCGGGCAACGAAGGAGUGGCUUCGUAAGAAGCAUUUCAAGGUCCUGGAGUGGCCUAGCCAGUCUCCAGAUCUCAACCCCAUAGAAAAUCUUUGGAGGGAGUUGAAAAUCCGUGUUGCCCAGCGACAGCCCCAAAACAUCACUGCUCUAGAGGAGAUCUGCAUGGAGGAAUGGGCCAAAAUACCAGCAACAGUGUGUGAAAACCUUGUGAAGACUUACAGAAAACGUUUGACCUGUAUCAUUGCCAACAAAGGGUAUAUAACAAAGUAUUGAGAAACUUUUGUUAUUGACCAAAUACUUAUUUUCCACCAUAAUUUGCAAAUAAAUUCAUUAAAAAUCCUACAAUGUGAUUUUCUGGAGAAAUAAAAUCAAAUUUUGUCUGUCAUAGUUGACGUGUACCUAUGAUGAAAUUUACAGGCCUCUCUCAUCUUUUUAAGUGGGAGAACUUGCACAAUUGGUGGCUGACUAAAUACUUUUUUUCCCCACUGUAUACAGGGGGUACCGGUACAAAGUCAAUGUGCUGGGGCACAGGUUAGUCGAGGUAAUAUGUACAUGUGGGUAGAGUUGAAGUGACUAUGCAUAGAUAAUAAACAGAGAGUAGCAGCAGCGUAAAAGAGGGGGUGGGGUGGGGGGUCAAUGCAAAUAGUCCGGGUAGCCAUGAUUAGCUGUUAAGGAGUCUUAUGGCUUGGGGGUAGAAGCUGUUAGGAAGGCUUUUGGACCUAGACUUGGCGCUCCGGUACCGCUUGCCGUGCAGUAGCAGAGAGAACUGUCUAUGACUAGGGUGGCUGGAGUCUUUUGCAAUUUUUAGGGCCUUCCUCUGACACCGCCUGGUACAGAGAUCCUGGAUGGCAGGAAGCUUGGCCCCAGUGAUGUACUGGGCCGUACGCACUACCCUCUGUAGUGCCUUGUGGUCGGAGGCCGAGUAGUUGCCAUUCCAGGCAGUGAUGCAACCAGUCAGGAUGCUCUCGAUGGUGCAGCUGUAUAACUUUGAGGAUCUGAGGACCCAUGCCAAAUCUUUUCAGUCUCCUGAGGGGGAAUGGCCUUUGUCGUGCAUUCUUCACGACUGUCUAGGUGUGUUUGGACCAUGAUAGUUUGUUGGUGAUAUGGACACCAAGGAACUUGAAGCUCUCAACCUGCUCCACUACAGCCCCAUCGAUGAGAAUGGGGGCGUGCUCAGUCCUCUUUUUUUCAUUUUUUUUGUAGUCCACAAUCAUCUCCUUUGUCUUGAUCACGUUGAGGGAGAGGUUGUUAUCCUGGCACCACACGGUCAGGUCUCUGACCUCCCUAUAGGACACUGUUGUGUCGUCAGCAAACUUAAUGAUGGUGUUGGAGUCGUGCCUGGCCAUGCAGUCAUGGGUGAACAGGGAGUACAGGAGGGGACUGAGCACACACCCUUGAGGGGCCACCGUGUUGAGGAUCAGCGUGGCAGAUGUGUUGAUACCUACCCUUACCACCUGGGGGUGGCCCGUCACGAAGUCCAGGAUCCAGUUGCAGAGGGAGGUGUUUAGUCCCAGGGUCCUUAGCUUAGUGAUGAGCUUUGAGGGCACUAUGGUGUUGAACGCUGAGCUGUAGUCAAUAAAUAGCAUUCUCACAUAGAUGUUCCUCUUGUCCAGGUGGGAAAGGGCAGUGUGGAGUGCAAUAGAGAUUGCAUCAUCUGUGGAUCUGUUGGGGUGGUAUGCAAAUUGGAGUGGGUCUAGGGUUUCUAGGAUAAUGGUGUUGAUGUGAGCCAUGACCAGCCAAUGAUUGUACGUUGGCUAGUAGGACUGAUGGUAGAGACAGAUUACUCACUCGCCGUCGGAUCCUUACAAGGCACCCCGACCUACGUCCACGAUAUCUCCGUCUCUUUCUCAUGCGAAUGUGUCACGCUCUGGCUCCGGGACUUUGUAUGUUGAGCCAGGGUGUGUUCGUUUUGUUGUGUGUUGGUUGUGUUGUCUUGGUUGGUCAAUGACUCCCAAUCGGAGGUAACGAGUGUCAGCUGUCGGCUCGUUAUCUCUGAUUGGGAGCCAUAUUUAUACUGUGUGUUUUCACCUUGUGGUUGUGGGUUUUUGUUCCAUGUUCAGUCAUUGUCACUUUUGGACUUCACGUAUCGUCAUUUUGGUUUUGUUGUUUUCGUGGUUGCUUUAUUUAAUAAAGUCAACAUGUUCGCUACAAACGCUGCGCUUUGGUCCACUCAUUCCGUAGACGGUCGUGACAGAAUGACGAGGAUUUGGGCUUUAUCAGGUGUCUGUAGAAUAUCCUUUGCGUCCGACUCGUUGAAUAAAUAAUCUUCGUCCAAUACGAGGUGAGUAAUCGCUGUCCUGAUAUCCAGAAGCUAUUUUUGGUCAUUAGAGACGGUGGCAGAAACAUUAUGUACAGAAUAAAUUACAAAUAACGCGAAAAAACACACAUAAUAGCACAUUUGGUUAGGGGGCCUUAAAAAGGCAGCCAUCUCCUCCGGCGCCAUUAAUAAUGUGCUAAGAUAUGUUGUAAGCAUGUCUGAGCAUUUAUAGUACACUGUCUUAUAAGGCUUAGCAAAGUUACAGUGCAUCUGUUGGCUCACAAAUACCUUUUUAAAAAAUGGUAAGGGCAUGGAUCAGAAAACUAGUCAGGAUCUGGUGUGAUCACCAUUUGCUUCAUACAGCUCGACACAUCUUUGCAUAGAGUUGAUCAGGCUGUUGAUUGUGGCCUGUGGAAUGUUUUCCCACUCCUCUUCAAUGGCUGUGUGAAAUUGCUGGAUGUUGGUGGGAACUGGAACGCGCUGUCGUACAGCAUCCUAAGCAUGCUCAAUGGGUGACAUGUCUGGUGAGUAUGCAGGCCAUGGAAGAACUGGGACAUUUUCAGCUUCCAGGAAAUGUGUACAGAUCCUUGCGACAUGGGGCUGUGCAUUAUCAUGCUGAAACAUGAGGUGAUGGUUGCGGGUGAAUGGCACGACAAUGGGCCUCAGGAUCUCGUCACGCAAUCUCUGUGCAUUCAAAUUGCCAUCAAUAAAAUGCAAUUGUGUUCGCUGUCUGUAGCUUAUGCCUGUCCGUACCAUAACCCCACCGCCACCAUGGGGCACUCUGUUCACAACGUUGGCAUCAGCAAACCACUCACCCACACGACGCCACACACGCUGUCUGCCAUCUGCCCGGUACAGUUGAAACCGGUAUUCAUCCGUGAAGAGCACACUUCUCCAGUGUGCCAGCGGCCAUCGAAGGUGAGCAUUUGCCACUGAAGUCGGUUACGACACAGAACUGCAGUCCAGUCAAGACCCUAGUCAGGACGACGAGAAUGCAGAUGAGCCGGUUUCCGACAGUUUGUGCAGAAAUUCUUCGGUUGUGCAAACCCAGUUUCAUCAGCUGUCCGGGUGGCUGGUCUCAGACGAAGCUGGAUGUGGAGGUCCUGGGCUGGCGUGGUUACACGUGUUGUGUGGUUGUGAGGCCGGUUGGACGUACUGCCACAUUCUCUAAAACUACGUUGGAGGCAGCUUACGCUAGUGAAAUAAACAUUACAUUUUCUGGUAACAGCUCUGGUGGACAUUCCUGCAGUCAGCAUGCCAAUUGCAUGCUCCCUGAAAACUUGAGACAUCUGUGGCAUUGUGUUGUGUGACAAAACUGCACAUUUUAGAGUGGCCUUGUAUUGUCCCCAGCACAAGGUGCACCUGUGUAAUGAUCAUGCUGUUUAAUCAGCUUCUUGAUAUACCACACCUGUCAGGUGGAUGGAUUAUCUUGGCAAAGGAGAAAUGGUCACUAACAGUGAUGUAAACAGAUUUGUGCACAACAUUUGAGAGAAAUAAGCUUUUUGUGCAUAUGGAAUAUUUCUGGGAUAUUUUAUUUCAGCUCAUGAAACAUGGGACCAACAAUUUACAUGUUGCGUUAAUAUUUUUGUUCAGUGUAUGAGGCGACAGUACAGAAUGUCACCUUUUCAUUUGGGUAUUUUGAUACAUAUUGGUUUUACUUUUUUAGAAAUGAUUUUUUUAUAUAUAUCUAGUACCCCCAUUUGAAGGUGUCACAUUCACUUAUAGUGUAUUAAAGUAGUCACAUGUUUAUUAUUUGGUCCCAUAUUCCUAGCACGCAAUGAUUACAUCAAGCUUGUGACUCUACAAACUUGUUGGAUUAAUUUGUAGUUUGUUUUGGUUGUUUCAGAUUAUGUUGUGCCCAAUAGAAAUGAAUGGUAAAUAACUUGUGUAAUUUUGGAGUCACUUUUAUUGUAAAUAAGAAUAUAAUAUGUUUCUAAACACUUCUACAUUAAUAUGGAUGCUACCAUGAUUAAGGAUAAUCAUGAAUGAAUUGUGAAUGAUGAGUGAGAAAGUUAGAAGCAUAAAUAUCAUACCCCAAAAAAGCAUUUAAAAAAAAAAAUCAAACCUCCCUCCUGUGAAGUAGGAACUAGUGUCAAAUGCAUAGGAUUCUGUAACCAGUCACAAAUAAUGUUUGAUUAAAUUGAAUGUGCUCCGGUGUCAUUACAUUGAGUUAGUCUAAUACUUCACAGGGACCUGGGUAAUGUAUUUUUUACUACUACAGUAGUUGAUGCAGUGUAUGUUAACUACUACAGGUCCUCGAGGUGACCCUGGGCUGGAUGGAAGAUCUGGACCUGGCCUUGACGGACCCCCUGGAUCUGGAGGACCACCCGGCCCCAGAGGUCAGAGGUCACACAUAUGUACAGACGCGUACGCACACAGGCGUGCGUACACACACACGUACACACACACACUUGGACUGGCAAACACACACUCGCGCGCACACUUGGACUUGCAAACACACACACAGACGUGCGCACACACUCACAAGUACAAAUAUACUGUAAAACAUAAAGGUGGUGAUGAUACUGAUAUACAGUAUAAGGAUUAUUAUUCUGUGUGUUUCUCGGCAGGGUCGGAUGGCCGUGAAGGGGAUAAAGGCCAUAGAGGUGUACCAGGCCCUGUGGGGGACAACGGAAUCCCAGGUCCUCCUAGCCCAGGACCUAUCACAGACUUAUAUGGGUUCCCAGGGGACCCUGGACAGCCUGGUGAGCACCAUAGAGACUCUGCGAUCAAUUCAAUCAAACCCACAAUGGAGUAUUUACGCAGAAGAACUUAUUACUCGUGGUCAAAUGGAAUCAAGGUUGUGUAAAAAGAUACUACUACGAGGUAUACUCAGCUCACAUGUACAGUGUGCAGAUGUUUCCAGUUGUCAGAGUGCAAAUGCAUAAGGAUACUGUGCAAAAAAAUGCUAUGACAGGUCCCGUUUGAAUCACGGACCAAAAUAUGUAAUCAAAUAUUGUGAGUAAUAUGGUCAUUUAAUGUGGAUUAUCUGUUGUACAAUAGGUAUGCUUGGUUUUCCUGGUGUUAGAGGAGACCCUGGAUAUCCUGGUCCAAAAGGCAUUGAUGGGAGGGAUGGUGACCCAGGAAAACAUGGACCUAGAGGUGUGUGUGCGUGCGAAAAGGAAAUGUCCUGCUUUGUGGUACUGACUGCAGUAGUGAUGGUAGUUCUGGUAAUAGUAGUGGCCACUGUUUCCAAAUACUAACAAAAAUAAUGCAAGUCAAUAUCCACGAUAUCACCAUGGCCGAUACUAAAUAUGAUCAUGUCCAGUCAUAUCCAAAUCAUCUUUAUUCAGUUUGACAAUCAAUUUCAGACACUUUGGGAUGAUGUGGACAUGGCAUGCAAAACACGCUCAUAUUGGGGAUGUUGACAGGAUAUUGCUAUCCAAAGUUCUCUACAUCACACCUGUGUACUUAAAGGAAAUCUCCACUCAAUAGCUAUAUUUUGGUAUUUGUUUCAAUAGUCCAUUGUUGACAUAGUCUCAAACUGUUUUGCUUGUCAGCAAUCAAGUUUUCAAGAUGUGUAACUUUCAAAAUAAAGAGAUCAUCCCCGGAUGAUGGUGUUAAUUGUCCAUGACCUGAUUUGCAAAUGUCAGAAAGAUCAACAAGAGUUCACACAGAUUGUAUUAUUUAACCAGAUUUAUUAAAGUAGGAUAAACGCAAGGGAACCAUCAAAUACACAAAUGGAACUUAACUUGUCUGAUUUCACAGGUUUCAACAACACACUAUCACAGCUUAUUGUGAAAUAGACACAAAUUACUUAUUCCAAAUUUGUGACAGGCACACGAAAAAGUCAUUUUUUGUGUGUAUUACACGACUUUCAUCACAAAGCAUUUCAUGUGUAUAACACGAUAUUCUUUAUUCGUAACGCAUUCGUGUACAUUGCACAAAUUCCAAUUUGUUGUGGCUAACAUUAGCUAGGCUAGCUAGGUGGCUAACGUUUGCUAGGCUAGAGGUUAGGGUUAGGUUUAGGGGUUAGGAUUUAGCGUUAGGUAAUAUGCUAGCUAAGUAGUUAUAGGGUUAAGGUUAGGGGAAGGGUUAGCGAACAUGCUAAGUAGUUGCAAAGUAGCUAAAAAGUAGUAAGUAGUUGCUAAUUAGCUAAAAUUGUCCGUGAUGAGAUUUGAACAUGCAACCUUUGGGUUGCAAGACGUUCGUGUUAUACGCCCACCCAUCCUCCCCAACCAACCUCUCUCCUAUCGUUUCUGUCUUAAGUAACCUACUCAUUAUCUGUGAUUUUGAAAUUUACUGUAUACAAAAUCUUGUACUGCUUAUGAAAAUAAACUUUUUUGUGUGCCUGUCACGAAUUUCCAAUAAGCAAUUUGUGUCUAUUUCACAGUAGUCUGUGAUACUGGGUUGGGUUUCAAAUAAGAAAAAUUUUCAUUUUAAAAUGAGCUUGGCCAUGUUAACAAUCUUAACAAUGAUUAAACAAGAGAAAAAUCACACAAUGCUAAAAUAUAAUGAGGAAGUUGAGUUCAACUAUUCUCUGUCAAUCCGAGCAUGUGAGUGGAGCUGGAGUGGAGCGAGGAGCGGAGUGAGGAGCGGAGCCUGCCCAAUUUGACUGGAGUGAGAUUCCCAAAGGCUGGAGUGUCGGCCUUCUCACCCGCUCCAGGAGCGCUCACUUCACCAGCUCAGGGCAUGCCCGCCCCAGCAUGCAUUUGUAGUCUACUUGUGUGCUGCUAUAGCCUUUUGCUUUAGCUACUGUCAUGGAGUUCGCUAAAUAUUUUCUUUAUGAUAAAACACACAGGUGCUAAAUCAAGGUGACUUAGAAAGAUGAGGACUAAGAGCAAGAGAUGGAGUGUGGUGAUGUAGUGUCCAAAACUAAAGAAUCAUUGUGGAAUCUGAAAAGACACUUGAUGGUGUACUUACUAUGUGCACAUGCUAAAAUAAAGGAAUGAGGUGGGUAGAUAACUGUCAUUAUAGCAAAGUAUUUAUAAACAAAAAAUCAGAUCUCUUAAACGUUUCGUUAAUUUUCGUUCUAUUACCUAUACAAUAGGCCAUAAUUUAGUUUUGGCCCAAUAUUCCCACGUUCAAGGAGCUUUCCGUUUUGAUUUGAUUAUUUUGGCCUAAAAAAAUAAAAAUAUCUCUGCCCAGCCUGGCAAGAAUGGCCAAAAGGGUGUUUAUUAUCCCCAUGAGCCUGAAGCCACAGACUGGCCAAACUCGUGUUUCUAAAAAUGAUUUCUAAAAAUGAAUUCAAAGGCACUAAUAAGUCAGUUUUCAUUUAAUUUGUAUUUAAUUCUAAGUAAGUCACAGCCUAAAUGCCCAAUGUAUAGACUACACUGAUUUAAUAAAACAAAAUGUUGUUUAAAUGCUGAGCCCUUUAUGUCCCUACCAGCCUAUUGUGUUGCACUCGCAAAUGCUUCACAAUGUAUUUCUUUGUAGGCUGUAGCCUUGAACAAAUUUAAAUAAUAUAGCCUAAAUAAUUCAUUUUCUUCCCUUCUUAGUCUCCAUCUGGCUCCUGACCUAUUUAGAGUGUUUGUAUGCUGUUUAAUAGGACAUGUAGCCUAUUUGAAAUGAUGUUCGCUUCCUACAUUCACCUUUUCAUGUUUAUUCAAAUACUUUUCAUUCAAAAUGGUUUGGUUUAAAUACUUAAAACCCAAUUGGUAGGUCCAGGUAGUCACAAAAAUACAGUGGGGAAAAAAAGUAUUUAGUCAGCCACCAAUUGUGCAAGUUCUCCCACUUAAAAAGAUGAGAGAGGCCUGUAAUUUUCAUCAUUGGUACACGUCAACUAUGACAGACAAAUUGAGAAAAAGAAAUCCAGAAAAUCACAUUGUAGGAUUUUUUAUGAAUUUAUUUGCAAAUUAUGGUGGAAAAUAAGUAUUUGGUCACCUACAAACAAGCAAGAUUUCUGGCUCUCACAGACCUGUAACUUCUUAUUUAAGAGGCUCCUCUGUCCUCCACUCGUUACCUGUAUUAAUGGCACCUGUUUGAACUUGUUAUCAGUAUAAAAGACACCUGUCCACAACCUCAAACAGUCACAUUCCAAACUCCACUAUGGCCAAGACCAAAGAGCUGUCAAAGGACACCAGAAACAAAAUUGUAGACCUGCACCAGGCUGGGAAGACUGAAUCUGCAAUAGGUAAGCAGCUUGGUUUGAAGAAAUCAACUGUGGGAGCAAUUAUUAGGAAAUGGAAGACAUACAAGACCACUGAUAAUCUCCCUCGAUCUGGGGCUCCACGCAAGAUCUCACCCUGUGGGAUCAAAAUGAUCCACACGGGGGGACCUAGUGAAUGACUUGCAGAGAGCUGGGACCAAAGUAACAAAGCCUACCAUCAGUAACACACUACACCGCCAGGGACUCAAAUCCUGCAGUGCCAGACGUGUCCCCCUGCUUAAGCCAGUACAUGUCCAGGCCCGUCUGAAGUUUGCUAGAGUGCAUUUGGAUGAUCCAGAAGAGGAUUCGGAGAAUGUCAUAUGGUCAGAUGAAACCAAAAUAGAACUUUUUGGUAAAAACUCAACUCGUCGUGUUUGGAGGACAAAGAAUGCUGAGUUGCAUCCAAAGAACACCAUACCUACUGUGAAGCAUGGGGGUGGAAACAUCAUGCUUUGGAGCUGUUUUUCUGCAAAGGGACCAGGACGACUGAUCCGUGUAAAGGAAAGAAUGAAUGGGGCCAUGUAUCGUGAGAUUUUGAGUGAAAACCUCCUUCCAUCAGCAAGGGCAUUGAAGAUGAAACGUGGCUGGGUCUUUCAGCAUGACAAUGAUCCCAAACACACCGCCCGGGCAACGAAGGAGUGGCUUCGUAAGAAGCAUUUCAAGGUCCUGGAGUGGCCUAGCCAGUCUCCAGAUCUCAACCCCAUAGAAAAUCUUUGGAGGGAGUUGAAAUCCGUGUUGCCCAGCGACAGCCCCAAAACAUCACUGCUCUAGAGGAGAUCUGCAUGGAGGAAUGGGCCAAAAUACCAGCAACAGUGUGUGAAAACCUUGUGAAGACUUACAGAAAACAUUUGACCUGUGUCAUUGCCAACAAAGGGUAUAUAACAAAGUAUUGAGAAACUUUUGUUAUUGACCAAAUACUUAUUUUCCACCAUAAUUUGCAAAUAAAUUCAUAAAAAAUCCUACAAUGUGAUUUUCUGGAUUUCUUUUUCUCAUUUUGUCUGUCAUAGUUGACGUGUACCUAUGAUGAAAAUUACAGGCCUCUCUCAUCUUUUUAAGUGGGAGAACUUGCACAAUUGGUGGCUGACUAAAUACUUUUUUCCCCCACUGUAGAUGGGUGUUGGUUAAAAUGUGAUUUUAAUGAAUGGGGCAAAUUUGAAGCGGGAGUUUCUUUUCCUGUGAGGGAGGAGCGGUUUUUAGCAGAGAUUAGGAAAGGACAUGGAGUACCGGAGCACUGCUCCAUGAGGGAUGAGCAGGAUUUCCAACCGCUCAACUCCGCUCACAUGCUCUGCUCUCAAUGAUGUCACCAGACCUACAGUAUACAGUAGAGGUUAAUUUCUAUUGGCUCAACUGAGGACAAAGGUAAUGAGUUAUGUGUACAUUGCACAAUCAAUCUUCUACGUUUGCGUGCCUAUGAUCCGUAUGAUAAGCUGUUUGUAGGAUGAAGUAAGGACACACGUGUGGAGCCUGGGCAUCAUUUUAGAUUUGAUUGAUUGAUUGAUUUGAUCAUUAAAAGUAGUAGGCUGCUCCAGUCAGAGACAACAUUGCAUACAUUAAAUAUUAUUGAGGGUAAAAACACGAUAAAGUCUUAUUUUAUUGUGAUCCUCUUUGGCAAACAAUAUGGCAGGUGGGCAAGAUCGACAAUGCACACGCUUGUUCACACAAUGUAAUAAAUAAAAAAACACAGCACUAAAUUACAAAUAUUUAUAACAUAAUCAACAGUACAGCGGUGCCCAUAGGUGAAGCAAAGUUCAGCAUUACAGACACACACUCAACCUCCUGUAUGUAGACUCAGCAUAAGGAGCAGCACGCUAUCAAUCAAGGUGGUAGUCACUCUAUCGAUCAAGGAUAAAGUGGGAGUGGUAAUUGUCCGGAACCUGAUUUGCAAAAGUCAGAACCAUCAACAAGAGUUCACACAGAGUUCAGCUAUACUAUAUGCUAAUGAAUCCAAGGGGACCAUAAAAUACAUUAACCGAGCUUAACCGGAUACAUUUCAGGGGUAAAAACAAAAGAGAAUAAUUUAAAAUUAUCUUAAUAAUCUUAAGAAUGACUUAAGACGAGAAAAUCACACUGCUGAUACCAGUUGUAAAACAUAUUGAUGAUAACAAAACGCAUAAUAAAUCAUAUUCAAACCUGAUAAGGUGAUUUAACGAAAUCAUAUGUUAAAUACAAUCACAACCUUCCUAUAGAUUAUGCACUUUUUAUUAUUUCUAGCAACUCCAAUGUUAGGAGUCGGCCCUGCAGAAUCCCUACCACCCAUUGGCUAUUAGGAACCAUUGAUACAGGGCAGAUUCCCAGCCCUGUGGAGGUAGAGGAUAGGCUGAACAAACCCAGUGACACAACACACCUGUGUCCUUACUUCCUGAAUGAUGACUGUGCAGUGUGCACAUAACCCAUUAUUACCUUUCUCUUAAGUUGACCAGUAGAAAAUGGAAUAGGACAUUUUCCUAAAUAAAAUGUGUGUGCUUGCUUGUCUUUGAAUAUUUAUACUUGUGAAAUAAAUGGUAGUGGGGUAAAACAACAUGCAGUGGAAGUGGUAAUGACUGCAGUAGUAAUUUAAUUGGUAGUGACUACAUUAGUAAUAGUAGUGACUGUUUUAGUAUGAUUUAUAACAAGAGUAUGUCAGAUUGCUAGAGUUGCCUUUCAGCAAGCAAACUAAUGACGUGAUGUUAGGUCCCCCAGGUGAUCGUGGAGCCGAUGACCUAUAUUCAGUAGGAGGACCAGGCCCAUCUGGACCCUGGGGAGAUAUUGGGAUCAUGGGUUUACCAGGUAACACACACACACACACACUCACACACAAUCACAACAAAAGGUAUUCUUGUAUGCAUGGCAUACCAACUUAUGAUAUACUGAAAAUGGUUCAAACAAAUUAAAAUCCAAUUGAUUAUGUUCUUACAGUUCUUAUUGAGUUGUGUGGAUGUGAUAUCCUAGGUCCCCAUGGAAUAAAGGGAGUUCCAGGUUACCACGGAGGCCCGGGACAAGACGGUAGACCCGGUCCAUACGGGCCUAAAGGAACUAAAGGAGAGGCCAGUUAUGCUCAACCAGGCCGACUAGGACCACCUGGACAGAAGGUGUGUUCAACAAACAGAACCACAGUCUAUUACCAGCUAUUGGAAUCACUGCCAAGGUGCAACACAAUACUGUAUAACUACAGACACCAUUUAAACACCAAUGUGACUGUUACCUGGCUCUGAUAACACUAUUCUCUCUCUCUCUCUCGCUCUCUCUCUCUCUCUCUCUCUCGCUCUCUCUCUCUCUCUCUCUCGCUCUCUCUCCUUCUCUUUAGGGCGAGCCAGCAGUGUGGAGCAGACAUGGUUCCAAGGGAGAGAAAGGCUCUCCUGCUUACGCAGGUCGUCCAGGCUCCCAAGGUCCCACUGGAGCCAAAGGAGACCCAGGACAUUAUGGACAUCAUGGUUACUACUACUGAAAUACUAAUUAUGAUAGAUGAUCAUGAGGAUGAUGAUGCUUGUAAUUUUCUUAGUCUUUCUUUCUUUUUGUUUCUUCUCUGUGAUCCAGGACCCCAAGGUCCUGCAGGGCCACCAGGUACCGAUGGUCCUCCAGGCCCCCCAGGACCCACUCCGUCAUAUGGAGCUCCAGGUCAGAACAUCACUAAGGUUUAUUCAAGAAAUACUGUAUAUCAAUGAAAAUACAGUAUGUGUAUGUUUUUAUGUCUCUGACGUGUGUGUAUAUGUUGUUGGGGUGUCUGACCAUGUACUCUUUCAUAGGACAACCAGGGUUACCUGGCCCUCCUGGUCCCUGUGGUCCUAAAGGUAACCAAGGUCACGAUGGUAUUCCUGGACCUGCUGGUCAGAAGGGAGAGACACGUAAGACACCUUGACUUCUACUUGCGUUGUGUUUUAUAUCAAUACUUCUUGCCCCAUGCAUAUGUAAUAAUUUUACAUUUUGUGGAUAUAAUAUCUUCUGGUGCUCUCUCUAGUGAUUGUGGGGUCGACUCCUGGCCUACGUGGAGAGAAUGGACAACCAGGUGAGUCUCGGAUUGAUGACAUCAUUCCUAUACCUUCAGACAUGUACCACUGGCUCAACAUUUGGAUUUGUUAUUGGCUAAACCUAUGUUAUUAAUUAGAAUUGGUUCUGUAAUAAACUUGAUUUAAGUUACUAUUGGCUCCGUCCAUGGCUAAAAUUGGUCUAAUUGGCUAAAAUUGUUUUCUGUUUCCCUAUAGGUCCAAUGGGAGAUGUGGGUUUUCCUGGCCCCACUGUUUUGGGACCCCCAGGGUUUACAGGAGACCGGGGCGUCGAAGGACCCCAAGGUCCUCGUGGUGAGCCAGGGCGUGGUGCUGUUUGUCUCAACGGGCUGAAAGGAGAAACUGGUCCUCAUGGCAGACCUGGAAGCCCUGGUGAGGACUCAAUGUUCUUUGUGGCUUUGGACACCAACUCUGUCACUGAUUAGCUCUAUACCUGAAUCUAACUGAAACUGUAGCAGUUAGUGCUGACACAAACUCUACCCUUGAAUCAAAUUCAAUCUCUAUCCUUGACUCUAUAGGCUGGUUUCCCAGACACAGAUUAAACCUACAUCUGGACAGUAUAGAGAAUAAAGUGCUUCUUAGUCAAGGACUAGGCUUGGACUCAUUAUGAACAACUAUCCCAGAUUCACUCACACUAUUGGCUAGUUUUAACUCACUCAUUCAAACUCUUAUUCCUUCUGACUAACAAACUCAAUAGUUAUGACUUAGUAAGUCAAACUCUUAUCUCUGACUCUAACUCAACCUCUCCCUUAUUCACAACGGCCCUGAAUGCUACUCUAUCAAAACAUGCCUCUGACUGAAAUGGGUCUUUCUGUCUGCAGGGCACCGGGGCCCACGGGGCCAGUCAGGGUCUGGAGGCUAUGAACAUAAAGGGGACAGGGGAGACCCAGGCGCUCCAGGGGGCAGAGGCUUCGACGGGCCCAGAGGGGACCCAGGGAUUCCAGGGCCAUGGGUGAGUCACUCCACUGAAGAGUACAAGACCAACUAAAUGUUGCUUAUGUUUUGGAACAUCUCUUAAAACGCUGGAAAAAAUAGAUGUUAUAAGUAAUUCUGUGUAUAAUUUAAAGUCUGAGUUAUUGCUUGAAUUGCUUUCUACCCCCUAGGGACCAGGAGCCAUCCCUGGACCUCCAGGACCAAUAGGUGAACCAGGUCACCCUGGACCCCCAGGAUUCCCCGGUAAUCUUAUUGCAUCAACAACAAUCCUCUGCAUUGUCAUUUUUUAUUUACAAAAACUAAAUUGUCAUUACACCAUAGUAUUGAGUGCAGCCAAGAGUUUAUCCUGACCAUGAAGAACUCUGGGUUCUGGUUCUAGUUCUAGGGCAAAGACUUUUCCCUGGUAAGUUCACAUGCUCUGGAAAAAACUCCUGUGCCUAUUAAUGUGUGCCGUGUGUUGUAGCCAUCAAAACGUCAUCCCUAGAUUUUCUUUGACAUGCUAGAUGGUGUGUGUGUGUGUGUGUGUGUGUGUGUGUGUGUGUGUGUGUGUGUGUGUGUGUGUGUGUGUGUGUGUGUACAAAAUGUGUUUGGUUUGUUUCACUUGAGCGAGUCUGACCACAAGUCUGAGACCACUAUGAUGACACCAAAUGCGUUUGAUGGAUCAUUUUUGCAUUCUUCUAAUGCAGGGUCUGCUCAACCCUCUUCCUGGAGAUCUACUGUCCUGUAGGUUUUCAGUCCAACCCUAAUUUAGCGUAUCUGAUUCAGCUAGUUAAGGUCUUGUUGAGCAGCUAAUAAGUAGAAUCAGGUGUGUUAAAUUAGGGUUGGACUGAAAACCCACAGGACGGUAGAUCUCCAGGAAGAGGGUUGGGCAGCCCUGCUCUAAUGCCUCUUAAGGGGAAAGUAGUCCAAAAGUAAUUAGAUUACAUUACUGAGUUUGGGUAAUCCAAAAGUUACGUUACUGAUGACAAUUUUGGACAGGUACUAGUAACUGCAAAGUAUUACAUUUAGAAAGUAACCUACCCAACCGUGUGUGUGUGUGGUGCAGUUGGUGAUUCAGUGUCUCUUGAUGAACUGUGGUGUUUUAGGAGAGACGGGUGAUCCUAGUUAUAACCCCGGCCCCAAAGGACCAAAUGGAGCCAAAGGCCAGCCAGGACCACCAGGUCAAUAUUUAACACUCAACAUUAAACUCUGACAACUCAACAUUAAACACUGACAACUCAACAUUAAACACUGACAACUCAACAUUUAACACUGAAAAUUCAAAACUCAACAUUCAACACUGAAAACCAUUGGGUCAAUAUUCAAUUUACCAAAGCAUCCUAACUCUAAACAGUAUCUUUAGCACAAUUUAUUCUUAAGGAGUUAGUCAAAACAAAUCAAAGGUUUUUUCAUGCACAUCUACAGGUCGUCCAGGGCUUGACGUGUCUGGACAAGUGAGACACCAUCAAGGGGAUCCAGGCCCACCUGGUCACCCCGGGAACCAAGGAUUUCCAGGUCCAAGUGGGCCGCCAGGACGGCCAGGAUUUGCAGGUUCAGUAUCCUUUUAUCAUCUGCAACUACAAGCCACAUGGCCAGGCCAACCAUGAUUCACUUCAACCAAAUGUCAUAUUCUUUCUAACUAAUGAAGUAGUCUAUGGGGAAGGAGUGAAUGCAACCUAUGCCAUGUCUUAGCUACGGGCACCACAGGCUAACAUUAGCACAAAUGGUCUCAUUAGCUCCUACUUUAGCUUUGGCUAACUAAAUUGCUUACCAAAAUCAAGUUGCCCCUCUCACUGCCAGGCCCCACAGGCCCUAAGGGUCAGUACGGAAACAGCCCUCCAGGCCUGCCUGGCUUCCCCGGGCGCAAGGGAGACAAGGGAUCACAGGGACAGACAGGUAUUUAUAUAAAUGUGUUUGCCAGUGAUCUUGUUGAACAUGAGGCGAACCGUUGGAAAACAUGUAUUUUAUCUAAGUGUUUUUGCUUGGGCAGGGCCGGUAGGCUACCAGGGGCCUCCGGGUCAGAAGGGUUCUCGUGGCCCGUGGGGCUCCACCACGGCAGGUCUGGCUGACAGUUUCCUGCUGGCCCGACACAGCCAGACGAUCAGAGUGCCUGACUGCCCCAGAGGCACCACCCUCAUCUACUCCGGAUACUCUCUGCUCUUCAUUAAUGGCAAUGAGAGAGCCCACGGACAAGACCUAGGUAAACAGCAUGGAGUCACACAUUAAUAGUAAUGAGGCACACACACACUGCUCAACACAAAGUCACCAAACGCAGAGCGGUUGUAUUCAUAGGUUGCACCUCUGUCAUUUGGGCGCGUCAUGCCAUUGUUCUGAACGUUCUCAAGCUGUGCUCUACCGGCACAAUAGUGGUGCUCUAAACUCGUGAUAAGCCCAGUCAUUCUGGAUGGAGGCUAACAACUGUUUAGUCUAAAUUACACUGUAGUGCCUGGAAAUACAAUGACUUUGCUAAAGUAGUCAAAUAUUUAGUAGGAAACAGCAUUAUCAUGUCAUCAAAUUUACUUUAGACAGAUGGCAAUGUUGUCAUUAGCUAGCAAAGUUUGUCAAAAAUGGCUAGCAAUGCUGACAUUAGCUAGCUAUAAUCCGGUGUCCUCCCCUCAAUCUUAGCUAACUAUCUGAGGUUAUACUACAUUUAAAGUCAGUCUGAUGAUAUCAAAAGGAUGACAAAAGGUUUUCCUGCUAAUGAAUUGCCUCCUUUUGAACAUGCAACCCAUGAAUAGGUGCAAUAUGGUGAAAUUAUUACAAAGCAUAUCAAAAGGCAAUGUGGAGCUAAUAACAUUUUGGUUAAUACCUAAUGUAUCCAAUCAUCUCAGAUCUACCUAGAGGGUACAGGUCGAUUUGGGAUUGAGCAAAUGAGGUUCCUAAAAUUGUGAUGUUAGCUCGGCACUCUUACUUUUGCUGUUAAUUUGACAUUGUCUCUCUUUGAUGACCUCACCACUGUCCCCCCAGGCUCCAUGGGCAGCUGCCUACCUCGUUUCUCCACCAUGCCCUUCCUGUUCUGUGACACGGACAACACCUGUCGCUACGCCGCCCGCAAUGACUACUCCUAUUGGCUGUCGACGGAGAAGUCCAUGCCGCGCAGCAUGGACCUGAUCAGAGGAGACGAGAUAGGGAGCUACAUCAGCAGGUACACAGUCCUGGGAGGAGGGACAAACACACACACACACACAUACUUGCAGUCUAAAAAAUACAGGGCCUCUACAGUCUGCACUCUUUAUUUUGGAACACAUUUUGACAUGUUGCACUGAAAUGACACUAUAUGCUACACUUGUUGGUGGUGUGUGAUUUAGGUGUUCAGUGUGUGA